CGUGCGCAUGACGUCGCCGCGCUCACCACCUCGCGCCCGUUGCCCUGGCGAUCCCCACCGGCCGUGGCCCGGUCGGUCGGCCGCUCGCCAUGGACCAGUACAGCAUCCUGGGCCGGGUCGGGGAGGGGGCGCACGGCAUCGUCUUCAAGGCCAAGCACAUCGAGACCGGAGAGACAGUUGCUCUCAAGAAAGUGGCCCUGAGGAAACUGGAGGAUGGAAUUCCGAACCAGGCCCUGCGGGAGAUUAAAGCUCUGCAGGAAAUUGAGGAUAAUCAGUAUGUGGUCAGGCUAAAGGAUGUCUUCCCCCACGGGACAGGGUUCGUCCUGGUCUUCGAGUACAUGUUGAGUGACCUGUCCGAGGUGAUCCGCAAUUCUGACUGGCCCCUGACUGAGUCACAGGUUAAAGGUUACAUGAUGAUGCUGCUGAAAGGGCUGGCAUUCUGCCACCAGAACUCCAUCAUGCACAGGGACUUGAAGCCAGCAAACCUGCUCAUCAGCUCGACGGGACACCUCAAAAUUGCUGAUUUUGGACUUGCCAGGGUUUUCUCCAAUGAAGGUGACCGACUUUACAGCCAUCAGGUGGCUACCCGGUGGUACCGAGCCCCAGAGCUGCUUUAUGGAGCUCGUAAGUAUGAUGAAGGGGUGGAUAUUUGGGCAGUGGGCUGCAUCUUCGGGGAGCUCCUGAAUAACUCGCCGCUGUUCCCAGGCGAGAAUGACAUUGAGCAGCUGUGCUGUGUUCUCAGAGUCCUGGGGACACCAAACGAGAGGAUCUGGCCAGAAAUUACCGAACUGCCGGAUUACAACAAGAUCACUUUCAAGGAGAAUCCUCCCAUCCCAUUGGAACACGUUGUCCCAGACGCCUCACCCGAGGCAGUGGAUCUACUGAAACGCUUCCUGGUUUACCCCUCCAAGCAGAGGGUCAGUGCAGCUGAGGCUCUCCUGCACCCGUAUUUCUUCAAGGAGCCGCUGCCUGCCCACCACUCGGAGCUGCCGAUCCCGCAGCGGGCAGGCAGGAAGACCCUGCAGCAUCAGCACGAGUUCCACAUCGAGCAGCCCCUUGUGGAGUCAGUGACUGACCCGGACCUCAUCUCCUGUCACGCCCGGCUCCAGUGACACCACCGUCGUACUGGGAGAGAAUGGGGCUGCUGUUCCCCUUUUUAUAGACUGCCUGCUUCAUUCGAGAGAGCGGAGUGCUGUCACUCUGCAACCUGUCUUUCAGGAUUAUUGUAAUAAAACACGAGACUAACGAUUGA
Molecule: messenger RNA, 1252 nt
Organism: Hemiscyllium ocellatum (epaulette shark)
Lineage: Eukaryota; Metazoa; Chordata; Chondrichthyes; Orectolobiformes; Hemiscylliidae
Gene: cdk20
Product: cyclin dependent kinase 20
Exons: 8
Coding region: 90-1112 (340 amino acids)
Biological process (GO): protein phosphorylation
Cellular component (GO): nucleus
Molecular function (GO): ATP binding; cyclin-dependent protein serine/threonine kinase activity
Source: RefSeq, a predicted model, not a curated record